AUGGCUUCGGCGACCUUGAGCAGCCGGGACAUGAAUGUCCUCGAAAAGAUAAAAGAUCCCGAAUUCGACCCCGCCGCGGUGGUCAGAUUAGAAGCCUCACUGCCAGCAGACCCUCACAUAAAAGAUGCCGACGUAUACAAGAAGGUGGUCGAGAGAGAACGAGGAAUCGUCGCGCAGAUGCAACAAGCAGAAGACCAGCUGGAAAAGGCGGAUGCUCAAGAUGCAGUCGAAGCGACAUACAGAAAGGCCGUCCUCAGCUUUGACGAGCUUAUCCAAGAGUAUCCAGAUUAUGCAAGUGCCAGAAACAACAGGGCCCAGGCCCUGAGACGGCUGUACGGUGACACAAUGAUGUUGCCGCAAAAAGAGCCUUCACCCCAAGCCUUGGUGCCGAAGAUUGACGACACUGAGGAGCAUUCCCGUGUGGUGAACAAGACGCUUGCGGACCUUGACAGAGCAAUCGAACUGCUCUCCCCGAGAACGCCCUGGCAGGCAUUGUCACCCGCCGCCGCCAAUACCCUCUCCCUUGCUCAUACACAAAGGGCAGCUAUAUACCUGGCCGCAUCCAAGCUUGUCGCCCAGGGCGUCCCGCAAAUAUCACACGGAAGAAAAGAAAGUAGCUGGAGGACGCUCGAGUUUGAGGCUGCUGCAUCGAGGGACUUUGCCAUCGGGGGCAGAUAUGGCAAUGAUAUAGCAAAGGGCCUUGCUGUAAGCACCAAUCCGACUGCUAAGCUCUGUGGACAAAUGGUUCAGGAAAUGAUGAAGAAAGAGUAUGGGGAUGAGUUCACUCGGUGA
Pyricularia oryzae 70-15 is the source of this 792-nucleotide messenger RNA. RefSeq lists its product as uncharacterized. Gene Ontology annotation, biological process: cilium assembly. The coding region runs from base 1 to 792 and encodes 263 amino acids. The record is from RefSeq and is a predicted model, not a curated record. Gene Ontology annotation, molecular function: protein binding. The transcript has a single exon. NCBI's taxonomy places the organism in Eukaryota, Fungi, Ascomycota, Sordariomycetes, Magnaporthales, Pyriculariaceae.